Cinara cedri is the source of this 4567-nucleotide messenger RNA. Lineage: Eukaryota; Metazoa; Arthropoda; Insecta; Hemiptera; Aphididae. The record is from the annotation of a GenBank genome assembly.
GGCACGUUCGUCGAAGUGCUGUGGUAAAAAAUAAUAAUACUAAAAAAAUGUUAAAUAUGUUGUACUGACUACUUACUACCGAACUUAAUCUAGUCGGUCAGCGUCACUCUCGUACAACACGGUGGUGACGUUUAUAAACUGUUAUAUGUAGGUACUACCUACUGAUCUCAUUAAAAUAUUUUAUUUUUAUGUUGUAGUUGGUUAAUAGGUAGUUUAUCUAUUGUUAUAGUUUUUAGUGUGUUUUAUUUUAAAAUAUUAUUUUGUAAGUAUUUUUAAACAUUAUGUCGACGGCCAAAGGAAAAACAAAUAAAAAACCCAGUACAGUAGCAAACUCGUAUUUGUUUUUGUACAACUUCAUUCAAGUUUUUGGGUAAUGACUAAUGACUUUUACAAAAUAUUACAAAUAGUUAUAAAGCAAAUAGGUACAAUAAUAACAGAAGUCAAUUUUGUAUUUCUUUAUUAGAUGGAGUUAUUUGCUAUUUCAAAUUGUUAACUUUUAUGUUAACCCACCUAAAGAUCAAACUUUAUGGGAUAUUGUCAAGUAUACAGUAGGAAUUUUCCAAAAUGCUGCAUUCAUUGAGGUAUGUAUUGUUUUAUUAAUAAUAUAAUAUCUGUAGUAGAAACUGGUUAUAACAUUAGUGGUGUAAAGAAACCAAUUAAAAAAUAUUUAUUUAAUAACAUAGGGAGUUAAAACAACAAAAAAAAAAUUAUUUUGUUAUUCUACUUCUUGUAUAAACUGAUGUCUCUUAAACAGUUUCUUCUGUAUUAUAAAUCGGUCUUUUAAUAAUGUAAAUUUAUAUUUUAAACAUAAUUCAUAUUAUAGUUAAUAUAAGUUAGGCAACUGUUUAGUAAUACAUAUCAUCAUAAUGAGACCAGUACCCUGACAUGAUUACUUACUUUAAACUUGCUUCUUUUUUUUUUUACUAUCUUAAAAGAUUAAAUGAUUUAAAAUAUAAAAAAUAAUCUAAUUUAAUAAGAUAAAUACUAAACAAACUUUUUGUAGGCAUUGGAGCGUAAAAAAACCAGUUUGGUACCAUGUCAAUAUCACUUCAUGGCAGGUUACCUAUUAUUCAUAAUAUUCACCAUUUUAGGUCAUAUGCAAGGUUAACAACAUUACUAAUUGUGUUAUUCAAAUAAAUACCUGUCUACUGUGAUAAUGUAAUUUUUAACAAAUAUUUAUCCUUUUACAACAGGUUUUUUAAUACUUGUUUUAUGUAAUGUUUGAUUGUUGUUUGACCUAUUCUGAAUUAAUUUAUCAAACAAAAUUUAUCAUGAAUAUCUCUUACAAAAUACUUUAUAAUUUUGUCAUUACUGCUUUUAAAAAGUAGGUAAUAAUAGUCCUUAUAAAAUAUAUAGUGACAGUAUUCAGAUGAUAUCAAAGAUACUUUAUGCUCCAUUCUACCAUUUCAUACACACUUGUAAAUUAUAUGAGUAAAAUUUAUUAAUUUAUCUAUUAAUUAUGUAUAUAUGAAUCCAAUUAAGUUGAAUUUUAUUUUUAUUUUUUAAACAUGCCAUUUCAGUAUAUAAUAACAACAAUAAUUUGAUUACAUCCUGCCAACUAGAUUAAAAGUAAUGAUACCUUGAUAUAAUAAGGCAGCACAUUUAUAUGUUUUAGAAAACAACCAAAUAAAUAAACAAAAUAACUCACGCUAUGCACAAAAAAAAGAAAAAACCAAAGUAGUGCAAAAAUAUUAAAAUAUGUUUUUGAAAACUUUAAAUAAGUAUAUUUUAUAAAUUAUGCUUCCAUAUUUAUGUAUUUCAACUAUAUAUAAAUCCGUUCUCUACUUAUUAUAUUAAUAUUGUUUUAGAUAAUCAAUGUGGCAAUUGGUUUGGUAAAAAGUAAUUUAGCAGUUACUAUUCAACAAGUAUUGUCUAGAGUGGCAAUUGUUGCUGCUAUUGCAUUUAUACCAGAAACCUCCAACUCGCCAGGUUUGCCAUUGGCCUUGACAGCUUGGUGUUUUGCAGAAAUUACGAGAUACUCAUACUACGGAUUCAAUAUUAUUGGUUAUAUCCCUUAUUUAGUUGUUUGGGCAAGGUAAUUUUUUCAAAUAUGAUAAACCCUAUAUAUAUAACAUUAUUGUGUUUAAUAAAUUUGUAACUCCAUAUUUUUAGGUAUACAUUCUUUUAUGUAUUAUAUCCAGUUGGUGUGUCUGGUGAAUUGUUAGUUUACUGGACGUCAUUAGGAUACCUAGGAAAAACAAAAAUGUGGAGCAUUGAAAUGCCCAAUAAAUAUAAUUUUUCAUUUAGCUUAUGGGCAGCAAUUUGUAUAGUAAUGUUGGUUUACAUACCACGUAAGUAUUAUCUAUUAUUAUAAAUCAAUAUAUUUGUAUGUAUUAAAGUUAAAUUAAGUUAUUAUUGAUAUAACUUACAAAUUUAAAUCCUAUCACUUUGUAACAGACUUUAAAAAUGAAAGUGUUUAAGUUGUAUUUAUUUUUUAUGUAUGUUUGUAUACAACUCUGUCAAAUAUUAAUAUGCACUAAUUUGGACUGACACAUUCAGUGACAUCAAAGUUAAUGGAUUUUAAAGAAAGUCAUACAAGUUUAAAAUUUUAUAAAAUCAAUAAAUAUUACAUUUUGUGGUAACAACACAAUUUCCAAAAAUAUUUUGAACAGCAUUUAUAUUCAGACCAUGUGAAAUAUCACACUGGUUGAAACCAAGUUAUAAUUUUAAGAAAAUUUAAUUAGUUCACCUACCAAAAAAUUAUUGAUUAUAUGGACAUACAGAUUUAAAGUUAGAUUGAGUAACAUGAUACUGUUACUCAAUUGCUGUGUAAUGGUCAUUGGUAAAAAGCUGGUGGGGUUUCUUCUCAGACCAAUAACGACAAUUUUGCUUAUUCACAAAUCCAUUAAAAUGAAAAUGUGCUUCAUUAGACAUCAAAACAUUUUGAAUAAAGUUUUCGUUUUUAUACAUCUGGGUUAGCAUUUAGUAAGCAUUCUUAUCUUAAAUUGCUAUUGAGAAAAUUUGUUUUUAAAAUCAGCCAUCCUUUAAAAGUGCCCCAUCCUGUUUAUAUUGUAUAUAUCUCUCUCUCCUUAAAAAUGAUAAUUGUUUUCAAAUAAAAAAAAUUGCCGAUGUAUUAUAAUUAGUUUUCUUAUUUUUAAAUAUUCUUUUGAAUGUACUGUGAAUGUUUGAUCAUUUAUAGAAUUAAUAUUUUUUCAGUUUUUCCUCAAAUGUAUUUGCAUAUGGUAUAUCAAAGAAAGAAAACGCUCAGCAAACUAGAACUGAAAAAAGUACAAAAAAAAGUACAAUAAUUAUUAUUUUAUAUAAAAUAUACAUUAGGUCCGGGUACUCAAUUUUAUUUUGUAAAUUAUGUCAAAUCUUGCCAGAUUUUUUUAUAGACUGUGUUUUAUAAUAAAAUAAAUUAGCAAUUAUAGUUAAAAUAUGAAAUAAAAUAAAAAUUAUUUUUUUUAUUGUUUUCCUAAUAUUUUUAUUUUCCUAAUUUUCAGAAGUUUUUGGAAGACAAUGUCUAGAUCAUCAUCAUCAUCAUUAUUCAUUAUCCAUCUAUUUUUUUCAUGAAUUAUCCAUUAUAUAAAGUUAACCUUAAUAACUAAAUGUUUCAAGUGUAUACUCAUUCAUUAGCCAUUAUCAAUUGCAUACAUCACAUUUUAUAUUUUACUAAACUAUAGAUAACAGGUUAUUUCCAAUUGUCAUUUAAUUCUAUUAUAAUUUAAAUAUUUUAUAAAUUCCAUGAAAAACCAUUUUUAUCUUUAAGUAAUUAUACCUUUAUGAUUGACAAUUUUUUUCCACAUAUGUGGAACUCUAGUUUAAUUUUACUUGCCGAGUAUACUAAUUCAAUAUGACUGAUUCAAAAUUUGACUAAAUAAUAACUAUAAAAUAAAAUCUAUACUAAGUGGUUAGGACUAUAAGAAAUUAUUAUUUUGUUAAGUGUUUAAACUAUUUAAGUCUGUAUUAAUUAUGUUACCAAAUUAUUUGAUUAUUGCAUAGGACAAUUCAGUUAUAACAAAAUAUAAGGAACAUUUUUUAUUGGAUUAAGGUUGUUACAUAAAAUGGAAGAUAAUUUUUCUGACACAAUUCAUUAAUAUUUCAUUAGUUAUAAACAUAAUUUAAAUAUAAGUGAUAUUAAUUGUAUAUAUAUAUAUAUUUUUUUAUGAACAAAAUGUAAAUCAAACAAAAUAUUUUUGUAUAUAAAAAUAAAAACAAAUGUUAAAUAUUUAUCUGGCCCAUAUUUCAAUAAAAAAAAAAUUACUACUAUAACCUGAACACUGUAGAUAAACAAGUUAUUUAUUUUCCUAUAAUAUAGUAGUAGGUAAUAUAAUUUUCAAUGGCAAACAUUGUACAUAGAUACAUACUACAUUGAUUUAAAAUUAAAUGGCAUAAAAAAAAAUUAAUAAAAAUUAAAAUAAUUAUUUAGAGACUUAAAUUGAAUAUUAUAGAAAAUUAAAUUUAUUAUGCAGAUUCAUUAUUAGAUUCAUGACUCUCAUUACGCAAUUUUGUAGCUAUUAUUUUCAACUCUUUAUUCCGUUUUACUAAUUCAACAAUUGACUUUUUAUACAUAUUUUGAUGAGUUUGAUCAAUGGACCAUCUUAAGUACAUAUCUCGCCACAAUUCC